GGCGCCUCAGUAUCGUCGCGUCCAUCGAGGGAGUCGGUUCGCGACGAGUACGGUUUCUCCUCUUGAUACGGAACAAAAGCUCGACCGGGGUCGUUUGCGAUUCUCUACGACGAAAAUUCGGUUCGGUUCGCGGCAAGGUCACUCGUUGUAUAAUCCGUCUUUCGCAUCGUUGGACGCGUAAUUAUUCGUUCGUACAGUCAUGAUAAUACCGCGUUCCUUCGACGACGAGGGCUAGCCUUGCCCUUGAAACGCCAGCCGGAGUUUCGAGUGGCCGACACAGCGUAACGCGCACGACGACGUUCCACCAGCUGUGCGCCGGAAUCGCGGCCCGCGUGUGUGUUGUGUUCGACGUUUUUCUCUUGUUUCUUUCUCUCUAUUCGUGCUAGUCCCCCUCUUAUUUCCUAUCGUUCGCCGUUCUCCGUGAUUAUCGUGACAAAGGAAGAUCCCGUCGAAAAUAUAGUCUUGUGUUCCUUCCUUCCUUUCUUCCUUCUAUGCGUUUAUCCUUGUUGGGUUUUGUUUUGGUGUUUAUUGGUGAGAAUCUACCGGGACGAUAGGAACAAAGGGACGGAGCGAACGGCUGUGAAAGAGCAACGCAGACGGACAGAGUGUGAGAGAGACAUCGUGGUGUAUCGAUUGAGAGUGGAGCUUGCAGUUGACCGAGUACCGUGGUAGUGCACGGAGGAAACGCACCGUCUUGGAUAAGCCACCGCAUAUCAGAGGAAGAGAUUCUGCGCCAGUUUAAAUAUCGGAAAAUCCCGAAGGAAUUGAAGCUGACAGUACGGCACCAGUUGAAAUGAAACUGGCGCGCGAGACAGUGGAAAAAGAUCGCCGAUAUUUCUGAAAAGCUCUACUUGCAUUCGUAAAGCACGGACUUUUCUUCUGCGAAAAACAGGAGCAAAAGGAGAGCAGAGACGGGACGAGAAGAGCUGGGAAUUCGAAAAGACGACGCAGAGAACGGGUGUACCGACGUGUCGCAGGGUGUCGUAGAAUGCAGCGAUACGAAGCGCGGUGCUCGUCCGCGACGAGGCGAUGAGAAGGCUGAAUGGAGGCCGAGGAAGCCUCAGAGCCCCCUGGGGCUCCGACCAAUGUUCCCUCGUCAGAGUACAGCGAGAUGAACCGUAGUGGCGCACCACAGCCAAUCUAAACUGUCACCUGUUUCAAUUACUCUUGCAAUCUGCACCAAGAACCACGAUUAAAGACACGACAAAUAAAUAAAUACCAUCAUCAACCAACGAAACACGAGAAAAACUGUAAUACUCUCUUCGGUUCGCUGUUUGAAAAAGGAUCCUGAAGAAUUUAUAUACCUGAACACGAGAUAUAAACCAACGCAAUUAGCCUAGGCAAUUCUAAAGACGUACUUCAUCGGUGACACGGCCUCUCUUUGUUUCCUAUCUAGACGCACAAGUUGCUUCAAAUCGACAGAAUUGUGUUUAGUAGAAACGUAGACCUCGCGGAGAAGGUCCGUUGAAAGAACACUGUGCAACGAAAGAUUAAUUACCGAUCGUCCGGUUUAUCGACUAACUAUAAACGGGAAGAAUUAUUGCAAGAGGAUGGCUGCACCAGUGAUAGAGAAGAAGCGGUUCUUCUGCCGCGAAUGGGCGUUCACCAAACUGUCCCACUGCUUGGAACAGAGGCCAGCCUCGAAGACGUGUGGCGUUUUGGUCGUUGGUGGCCCAGGAAGUGGAAAGACCGCGUUCAGUGCAGAAUUAGCCUGGCCAUCGGCUGGUGCCAAUGCUAGACAUCAGAGAUCCUUAAACAGGAGAUUGUUGGCCAGGCACUUUUGCCAGGCUAGAAGCGAGGCUUCGUUGUCACCAGCUCAAUUCGUGAGGUCUCUGGUUGCUCAGCUUCUGCAACCUGGUUCGGAUGGGAUUCAUAGAGUGUCUUCGAGCUCACCGAUACCAGGCAGCGCGACGACAACCAGCAACGCCACGACAGUGCCAUUGACAUCGAGGGAAAUGGUAGCAGAAGCCUACGCGGAGAAGCUUCGAACCGAUCCAGAGAUACAAGCCGCUUUGCAACCGGAUGUCCUCGACAGAGAUCCCGACGACGCUUUAAAGAAAGCACUGCUGUUCCCUCUAUUGGAGUUAGAGCCACCAAAAUGUUGCCUGUUCCUGUUAGUCGACUCGAUCGACGAGGGACAGACUCUGGAUCUUCCUCAAACUGGCACCAGAGACUCGAGAAGGGAGAAUGAUAACGUCAGUAGGACGAUCGCUGAAUUAUUGGCUAAUCAUCAUCACCUAUUCCCUCAAUGGUUGCUUCUGGUUUGUACUGCUCGACGUCAGAGCAAACCCAUCUCACGGAUGUUCAGCGGCUUCCGGAAGAUCCCUCUAGACGAUCUAAGGAAGUCCUUGGUGGUGAGAGACAUCCAGCAGUAUAUCCUGGCACGGUUGGAUCAAGAAGACGCGCUCAGGCAGCACAUCUCGCGCGACACAGCCGAGAUGCUGAACCAGCUGCACAUCAAGAGCAACGGCUGUUUCCUCUAUCUAGAAAAAGUUCUCGACGGAGUAGCCGAGAACUUCAUCGUUCUACGCGAGGUUCGCGAGAUACCAGGCACCUUGAACGGUCUCUACCUAUGGCUGUGUCAAAGGCUCUUCAGUCGAAAGCAAUUUGCCAAAGUCCAACCUCUACUGAACGUGAUCUUAGCUGCAAAACUACCCAUCACCCAGGAAAUACUCUACAAAUGCGUGAAAACUGCGUGCACCAACAUCACCAUAGAAGACUUCAAUCGACGUCUCCACCUUCUACGCAGAGUCAUCUCUGUUUCUCGUGCAGGAGCGUUGAUGUUAUUCCAUCAUAGCUUCGCAGAAUGGUUGCUGGACGUGAAACACUGCACGCAGAAGUAUUUGUGCUCCGCUGUGGAAGGUCACGCGAUGCUGGCCGCUUAUUACACCCUUCGCGGACCGGAAUUGAACGCCGAUGAGAUCUGCGUGCUUGGACAACACCUGCAACGGUCCAUAACGAACGUCGCUACCACAAAUUGUAACCUGGACGUGCACACGCUUCAAGUACUCUGGAUGAUAGGCAGCGGAGCACCGAUAGAAGAUUGCUACCUGGACAGCUCAGAGUGCAUCCUCUGGCCCAGGCAGGAAGUGAAGCUGUUGAAACUGUUGAUCGAUGCGGGCGCCAAGCCCUCGGAAAAGGUCGUCGAGGACGAUGCCAGCAAGGAUGCUGUCUCUUCUAGUCAAGUCUCGCAAGACGUAAGCCCUAUGGAUGAAUCUCCCAGCGAGCCAUUAACGGAACUGCUCGGCGAAAGCGGGGACAUCAAUCAAGCUGAUUCUUGCGGACGAACAGUGCUGCACACGCUUGCUGCAGACGGUAAUGCAUCUCUGCUGGAGUUGGCUCUGGCGACAUGUCCUCAGGCAAAACUGGAAGCCACCGAUCGUCACGGUCAAACACCCUUAAAUCUGGCAGCGAGACACGGUUAUGCAGACGUAGUACGAGUUUUGUUGGCUUCAGGGGCCUGUGCGGAUCACGCUGACUGCGACGGAUGGACAGCCCUGAGAGCUGCUGCCUGGGGUGGACAUACUCAGGUAGUCGAAAUGCUGCUGGAGCACGGGGCAAUGGUGGAUUGCGCCGAUUGGGAUCAACGAACCGCGCUCAGAGCAGCCGCAUGGGGUGGCCACGAGGACAUCGUUAAAGCUCUUCUGCAGCACGGCGCCGACGUCAACAGAACCGAUGACGAGGGUAGAACCGCCUUAAUUGCCGCUGCCUACAUGGGUCACAGCGAGAUCGUCGAACACCUUCUAGACUUCGGCGCGGAGAUCGAUCACGCUGAUAACGACGGAAGGACUGCCCUCAGCGUAGCUGCUCUAUGUGUACCCUCCAAUCAUGGCUAUGCAAAAGUGGUUACCAUCCUCUUGGAGAGAGGAGCUGCAGUCGAUCACCAGGAUAAGGAUGGUAUGACACCAUUGUUAGUGGCCGCGUUCGAGGGACACAGAGACGUUUGCGAGUUGUUAUUGGAAUACGAGGCAGAUGUGGAUCAUUGCGAUGCUACGGGGCGCACACCUUUGUGGGCAGCUGCCAGCAUGGGUCAUGGAUCAGUGGUCGCUCUUCUCUUAUUCUGGGGAUGCUACGUUGACAGCAUUGAUAACGAGGGCAGGACCGUUUUGAGCGUUGCUGCUGCCCAAGGCGGCACUGAUGUAGUGAAACAAUUAUUGGACAGAGGCUUGGACGAGCAACACAGGGACAAUUCAGGAUGGACGCCAUUACAUUAUGCGGCAUUCGAAGGGCAUAUCGAUGUUUGCGAAGCAUUACUAGAAGCUGGAGCCAAAAUUGACGAAACUGACAACGAUGGGAAAGGCGCUCUGAUGCUAGCCGCGCAAGAAGGACACGCUGCAUUAGUUGAGAGACUCCUGGAACAACAUAGAGCACCGAUCGAUCAACACGCUCACGAUGGAAAGACGGCUCUAAGACUCGCAGCUUUGGAGGGACAUUAUGACACCGUCAGGGUACUAUUAAGUCACAAUGCAGACGUGAAUGCGAAAGAUGCCGAUGGAAGAAGCACUCUUUAUAUCCUUGCUCUGGAGAACAGACUGGCGAUGGCGCGAUUCUUGCUGGAGCAUGCGCGAGCUGACGUGGAAAGUAGAGACUCAGAAGGUCGAACACCUCUGCAUGUGAGUGCUUGGCAAGGACACGUCGAAAUGGUAGCUUUGUUGCUAACAGAAGGGAGUGCGAGCGUAAACGCCUGUGACAAUGAGAAUAGAACUCCUUUACACUCUGCUGCCUGGCAGGGUCACGCAGCCAUUGUCAGGCUGCUUCUGGAACAUGGAGCAACCCCUGAUCAUACUUGCAACCAAGGCGCAACAGCUCUGGGUAUCGCCGCACAAGAGGGUCAUGAGCACUGCGUACGAGCACUCUUAAAUCACGGUGCUGAUCCCAGUCAUUCUGAUCAUUGUGGCCGAAACGCUAUCAAGGUGGCUGCCAAAAGUGGCCACGAUACCGUGGUCAGGCUACUCGAGGAACAUUCGGCUAAUCAACGAAGUCUGAGGCCUGGUAUCAACGGAGGUGGAAGUAGUAGCGCUACUUCGGUGACAUCAAACUCCACAGCUGAAACGAAACCAUCGUCUGCAAUCUUGAAUCCUCUGUCGACGCAAUACAGUCCAGCAGAGUCACCUGAUUCGACGAAAAGAAGAAGCUGCGUGUCCUUAGGCAACAAUUCCAGCAACAGCAAAUCCAGCAGCAACUUGACUGGUAGCACAAAGAGCGAUCAAGGGAAAUUUAACCAGAACUCGAUGGUGAAUCAGGUAAUAAAAACACCAUUAUCUUUCACGCAACAACUGCAACAAUGCUCGAGGGGAGCGAAGAGUCGUCCGCUCAGCAAGCUUUUGUCACCUCUGAAAAGCGAACCGCAGAGUCCUAUCUACGCUUCGCCGCCUCAUUCGCCGUUAAGCGACAGCCUGAUACCCUACUCGCCGACGAAUACGAGUCCACCUAGUGCCCAGACCGCUGCGAACGUGAUACAGAGUCAGCUUGGAGUAUCGUUGUUGACUGGAAACCAGAAUAUACCAUACAAAGCGCAGAUCGGAGGAUACAAUCACACGUCAGCCAUUUACGAACCGAUCAACAUAAAGACAGAGAUCAUCGACAAAAACGACAUUAGCAAACCGUUUGAAUUAACAAACGAAAUGUUAGGUUUAAGCGUAACAAAGGACAAGAAAAAUGGUCUUGACGAGAAAAGGAACUCUGCUGAUACUCAUUUCACUAGGGACACUCAUAUGAGGAUAAUAUUGGGAAAUAGCGGCGCUGGUGUUGGCAGAAGCGUGAAACAUACCUCUGACCAUACACCUGCCAGUGCAAGCAAUGCAAAACCAAAGCGCAAUGGCUUGGUUUCCAACCCAGCCAUGAGAUUAGUAGCAGGUGUUAGAAACGGAAUUGAAAAUGCAACUAAUAGAAAUAAGCCUAUCACAACACGAGUUAAUGGAUUUCAGUGGAAGGCCGAGGCACGGAAGGAAACACCUUUGUAGGGACAGGUUGUUUUGUCAGAAACACCUCAGCAGGACACCGGAAUCCGUUAUUGCGGCUGGCGAAUCGUAAUCACCAAAAAGCGGAAGUCAAUAAACAAAUUCUUCUCCUUUUAUUUGAGCAAAAUCAAAUUACCUCAUAUGAAAAAGUAAACGAAAAAGAAUAUGAUUUAUAAGAAUUG
Bombus pascuorum is the source of this 6142-nucleotide messenger RNA. Its product is annotated as ankyrin repeat domain-containing protein 50-like. Gene Ontology annotation, molecular function: protein binding. The coding region runs from base 1551 to 5963 and encodes 1470 amino acids. The record is from RefSeq and is a predicted model, not a curated record. The transcript is spliced from 20 exons. Lineage: Eukaryota; Metazoa; Arthropoda; Insecta; Hymenoptera; Apidae.